Molecule: messenger RNA, 581 nt
Organism: Teleopsis dalmanni
Lineage: Eukaryota; Metazoa; Arthropoda; Insecta; Diptera; Diopsidae
Exons: 3
Coding region: 148-489 (113 amino acids)
Source: RefSeq, a predicted model, not a curated record
AAAUAUUUCUAAGUUGGAAAUUAUACGUUUAGUUGAUAGUUUCUAAAAUUUAUUAGAAACUUUACUUAGUGAACGACUAGGAGUUUUUAAUAAAGUUAUUAAAAAGAAGACUAAAUAACAAUUUUUAACUUAAAUAUUGGAAUUAUAAUGGCAAACGGAAAGCGGUGCUUAGCUCAAUUCGAAAUAAAUGGCCUUUUGCAUGAUGGCCAGUUUAUGUCAUAUGUCCUUGAACUUGCUGCGAUUUGCAACGUGAAUGGUUUCAUUAACCAGGAUUUUGACAAGAAAAAGUUCGUUGGUAAGGUUGAAGGUACAUAUGACAAUGUCGAAAAAUUUAAAAUUACACUUCGUCAUCAAAUUAACCAAAACGUGCUAAAGGUCAUUUUUGGAGAGAUCGUGGAGACUAGCGUAGCUCACUAUCAAACCUUCCAGGUUGGCAAACACGAAGAACUUGAACGCCUGCCUGAGCAUUUCCAUCGACUUAAGAUAUGACACUGGUUUUUGGAGAAUGUAUGACAACUAUAACGGUUGGACAAGUUUUAUAUUUUCUCAUUUUCAAAAAUCUUCCUAUUACACACUUUUAC